AUGUCCGCAUACGAGGACCUGAAGACGGCGACCGAGGGUUGGUUCUGCCGCCCUCUGCCUGCCCCCAUGGUAACAGCCGCUCUCCCCAAGGGCGAAUUGGAGCCAUUCCUUGAACUCACCAACGACUUCGGGGAGAACGAGAACCCUCUCCUGCACAAGGCGGCGUGGAAGGACGACGACUACCACAAACUCCCACCGCCGUUCGGCUUCAAGUCGGCGCCGCCCAGCCACAUGGCCAUGCAGAUGUGCAUCUUCGACGGCCCCGACGGCGCGAAUAACAUCAUCAAGCAUUGCAUCCUGCCCAACAAGGCGAAGGCUGCCACAUUCGCCAGCAUGGCGCUCGGGGGCGCGAAGAAGCUCGUGUUCCAGCGCCCCAAGGCGCGCGACCAAACGAAAAAGGCGAAGGCGUUGCGGCUCAGGGUGGGGGUCAAGGUCUGGCAGUGCGCCUUCGAGCGCUUUGGCGGGAAGCAGUUUCGGGUGAACGAAUUCUACGAGCUCUCGGACGAGGAUGCCAACGCGGGCUUCGAGCACAUCCUGAAGAACGCGCCCCGUUCCACUGCCGAUCUCAAGCAGCUGGUAUGGCAGACGAAGGCGCUGCGCAAAGGCGCCCCCCCCCACGGCUGGCCCGUCGCCCUGGUUGCGAAGGCGCUGAGCGGCCUCGCGUCGGAGGGCGCGCUUGCGACGAAGGAGUUCGAGUGGAGCAUCGCUCUGACGGAGGGGCACUUCAAGCCGCGGGUGCUCGACGUGAUGGCGGAGAUCAUGGACCCGCUCGGCUCCCUCGCGCUCAUUGGAGAGCAGAAUUUCGGGAAGACGCUCCUGGGCCGCUCGUAUCUCUUCGCGCUCUGCCGCCGAAGCGCCCGCGUCCACGGGUUGGACCCCGCGACCGUGAGCGUCCGCGUGACUCCCGAGAUCGCACUGCUGGACGUUGGCCAGUUCGAGUCCAUGCGCUGGGCGCGUUGGGGGGCCACCAAGUGGGUCAAGGGCGAGCCGCGUGCCAUCGGCGACCAGAUAUGCGACCCCAGUGCGGUGAAGAAUGACUGCUGGCCUUCCGUGAAGUUCGACGACUUCUUCAACCUCGUCAGGACCCAGGAGGCCGACGCCCGGCGCAAGUCGAUCUGCGGCGCGGACGAGCACUUAACCGCAGAGGGCAAGCAGCUGCACGGGCUGUGGAAGACGAGAGAUCUCACGGCGCCGCCAAAGAUUGAAUCGUUGUUGCAGAAGGAGCAGACCUUCGUGGACAAAGCUUUCAAAGCCAGGGCAAAAACGACGGCCGCCCCUCCGCGCGCCCAGAUCGCCGUGAAACGCGAAGUGGAGUCUCCCGAGACAAGGAGGUUCAGGACGUUGGCUUCCUUCUCGGGGACGCUCGACCUCGAUAGCUCACCUUCCCCCGCGAAGCGGCAGGCUGUGGCGGCGUCUUCGUCGCCUGCUCCCGCCGCCCCAGCCCGCGGCGAGCUCGAGGCCGACCUCUCGCAGAUGUCGGGCGCAGAUGGCGUUGGCCCUGACCUGGCGGAGGAGGCGGGCGCAGCGGACUUCCUCGGGGCGGCUCCUCCGUGA
Prorocentrum cordatum is the source of this 1554-nucleotide messenger RNA. NCBI's taxonomy places the organism in Eukaryota, Dinophyceae, Prorocentrales, Prorocentraceae. The record is from the annotation of a GenBank genome assembly.